Molecule: messenger RNA, 396 nt
Organism: Lathyrus oleraceus (garden pea)
Lineage: Eukaryota; Viridiplantae; Streptophyta; Magnoliopsida; Fabales; Fabaceae
Product: S-protein homolog 2-like
Exons: 1
Coding region: 1-396 (131 amino acids)
Source: RefSeq, a predicted model, not a curated record
AUGUCUCCGUUUAUCCAAAAGUUCAUGUUAUUGUGUCUGUUAAUGUUGUUAUGUAUUCAUGAUGUUCUUGGGGCACAUGUGAAUGUUACUAACUCUUUGAAGGGAAAUUUAGAUUUAACCCUUCACUGCAAUUCUGGAGGACCGGCACCCAUUGAUCUUGGAAUUCAAGUUCUUAAACCUGGUGCUAGUUUUGAUUGGAAGACUAGUUUUGAAAUUAAUGGAAGAUAUUACUAUUGUAGAUUUAAAUGGAAUACAGAAACUCAUGAAUACUUAAUAUACAGAGUUGAUAGAGAUACUUGUAGAAAUUGCAAUUGGUAUAUUACACAAUCAGGACCGUGUAAGGUUCAAUCUCCUAAUAAAUCUAUUUGCGAUUCUUGGAAUCUACCACCAAUGUAA